AUGGUCACGCUGUCUGACUCGCGCUUACCUACUCCAUCCGAAAUGGAACCUCAUUUGCAACGACCUUCAGGCUCAGUUUACCCUGGAGCCAAUGGCGUUUUGGCGGCUCCCAAGUCUCUGAAAAAUUUGGUCGCUUUCGGAGAUUCAUACACCGACAAGGUCAACGUUGGUGACGGCGGAAUCCCAUGGCCGCUCUAUGUCGAAUCUUAUUCCAACCGUACUGUUUCGGUUUAUGACUUUGCACGCUCCGGAGGAACUUGCUCUAACAAGAUUACACCCCGCCCUUUCCCACCUGUAAUGGAAACUCAAGUUCCGACCUACACAGCGAAUGUUACAACCAAGUCUGGGAAUACACAAAUCAUUGGCCCAAAUGGAACCUACGUCCCACUAGCCAGCAAAGAUACCUUGUAUUCCAUCUGGAUUGGUACAAACGACGUCGGUGCGGGCGCACUUUUGACCGACCCUCUCCCGGGUAUCUCGAUCGUAAACACCACAUCGUGCGUGUUUGAUUGGAUGAAGGCGCUGUACGACCAAGGAGCUCGCAACUUUUUGCUGCAGAACAUGGUCCCGCUUCACCUUGCUCCCAUGUACGCCGCAGAUGGGUAUCCCACCAAGUUCUGGAGUGCACCGCAUAACCAGACCGAGUGGAGCAUCCUUAUGGCUGAGUUGGUUCGUUCCGGAAAUGAGCUCUGGGCGCUUCGUACCAAGUACAUUGCUCCUUCUUUGUUCCCGGGUGCACGCAUCGGGCUAUUUGAUUCAUAUGGCCUAUUUUUGGAUAUUUACAAUAACCCGGCUAAAUACCUCGUUGGGCCGACAUACAACGUGAAGGAUGUGGUCAACGCGUGUAAAUUCCCAUACGAUAACGGCACUCUUGUAUGCAAUACCCAACCCCAAUCCAAGAGGGACUCAUAUCUCUGGUGGGACGAACUGCAUCCUUCUGAGCAGGCAAAUCGCGUCGUCGCACGUCAUAUCUUGAACGUUCUCAAGGGCCAGAGCGACCCAUGGGUCUCCUGGUAUGGUGCAAAAUAA
This is a messenger RNA of Rhizoctonia solani, 1029 nucleotides long. Its product is annotated as carbohydrate esterase family 16 protein. Bases 1 to 1029 code for a protein of 342 amino acids. The transcript is spliced from 8 exons. The record is from RefSeq and is a predicted model, not a curated record. NCBI's taxonomy places the organism in Eukaryota, Fungi, Basidiomycota, Agaricomycetes, Cantharellales, Ceratobasidiaceae. Gene Ontology annotation, molecular function: hydrolase activity, acting on ester bonds.